Messenger RNA from Anguilla rostrata (American eel), 1326 nucleotides. Its product is annotated as annexin A4-like. Lineage: Eukaryota; Metazoa; Chordata; Actinopteri; Anguilliformes; Anguillidae. Gene Ontology annotation, molecular function: calcium-dependent phospholipid binding; calcium ion binding. The transcript is spliced from 13 exons. The coding region runs from base 196 to 1161 and encodes 321 amino acids. Gene Ontology annotation, cellular component: cytoplasm. The record is from RefSeq and is a predicted model, not a curated record.
ACUGAAAUUUGAGACGCUCAGACGAUUGCCCACACCCACUGAAGUGGGCGACCCAUAAAUCCCCAAAGAUCACAGUUAUGUACCGUCCCAAAUUUCUGCUUUCUGCUUCUAGUUUAAUACGCUGCCCUUCGGUUUAAACUAGAAGAACCGUCAGCUCAAUUUUCUCCUGCAGCUGAAGACACACUGCUUGGCACCAUGGCAGCGAUGGGAACCCGUGGAGUUGUGAAAGAAGCUGCUGGAUUUAAAGCAGAGGAGGACGUCGAAAAACUGAGGGGGGCCAUGAAAGGAGCGGGCACGAACGAGGCGGCUAUAAUCGAGAUCCUGGCGCACCGCACCAUUGCCCAGAGACAGCUGAUCCAGCAGGCCUAUAAGCAGUCUGUGGGGAAGGACCUGGCUGAUGAUUUGCGGUCUGAGCUGACGGGUAAUUUUGAGACGGUGGUGCUGGGAUUGCUGAUGCUGGCCCCCAAGUAUGAUGCCUACGAGCUGAGGAAUGCAAUCAAGGGAGCUGGGACUGAGGAGGCUUGCCUCAUCGACAUCCUGGCCUCCAGAACCAAUGCAGAGGUCAAAGCCCUCACUGCUUGUUAUAACAAAGACCAUGAGAGGAACCUGGAGGACGACAUCUGCAGCGACACUUCCGGAAUGUUCCAGAGGGUUCUGGUGUCUCUGCUCACGGCAGGGCGGGAUGAAAGCGGGAAAGUGGAUGAGGCCAUGGCUGUGCAGGAUGCCAAGGAUCUGUACGAGGCUGGCGAGGCCCGCUGGGGGACCGACGAGGUCAAGUUCCUCACCGUGCUGUGCGUGAGGAACCGGGAACACCUGCUGCGAGUGUUCCAGGAAUAUCAGAAGCUGUCGGGGCGGGACAUUGAAGAGAGCAUUAAGAGGGAGAUGUCUGGCUGCCUGGAGGAUGCCUUCCUGGCCAUAGUGAAGUGCAUUAGAAAUAAGCCUGCUUUCUUUGCUGAGAGGCUGUAUAAGUCCAUGAAGGGCCUGGGGACCACAGACAGCGUGCUGAUCAGGAUCAUGGUGGCUCGGGCUGAGAUUGACAUGCUCGACAUCAAAGCCGAGUUCCUCAAGAUGUACGGCAAGACGCUCCACUCUUUCAUCAAGGGCGACACCUCCGGCGACUACCGCAAAAUCCUGCUGGAGCUCUGUGGCGGGGAGAAGUAGAGAGCCCACGAUGGCGCUGAGCUCUGACAUCAUCAGUGUAUGCCAGCAUCACAGCUCCCCGUACCGCAUAUGUUUGUAGUCUAUGUUUGUACCAAGAGAUUUGACGGUGCUUUUUUCACUGUUUGUAAUGCUGAUUUAAAUCUGAAAGAAAAUGUUUUGUUCUAA